This is a messenger RNA of Macroventuria anomochaeta, 1138 nucleotides long. Its product is annotated as chromatin associated protein KTI12. NCBI's taxonomy places the organism in Eukaryota, Fungi, Ascomycota, Dothideomycetes, Pleosporales, Didymellaceae. The record is from RefSeq and is a predicted model, not a curated record. The coding region runs from base 140 to 1030 and encodes 296 amino acids. The transcript has 5 exons.
AAUCUACCGAAACAGCCUCCCUGUAGCCUCGUACUAAUGGUGGCUUCGCAUCGAGCACCACAGAUCGUCGCGUAAUUCGAUCGCACAUCAACUAUCAGCGGGGUCGCGAUUCACAGCAGAGAUACAAAAGUUCUGAAACAUGCCUCUCGUCCUUAUCUCAGGAUAUCCGUCCGCGGGGAAGACUACACGAGCCCUCCAGCUCAAGGAAUACUGCGAGUCCAAGAUCGCCAGUACCGGUGCCGAUGCCCGCGCCAGCCGACUGAAGGUGCACCUCAUCAACGAUCAGACGCUGGGUGUCUCGCGUGCUGUCUAUCACACUGCCAGAGCCGAGAAGGAUGCGCGUGCGGAGGAAUAUUCUGCCGUAAAGCGAGUGCUCUCGCGCGAUGACAUUGUCAUCGCCGAUGGUCUGAACUACAUCAAGGGCUUCCGCUACCAGCUGUACUGCGAAGCAAAGGCUGUAUCGACGCCCAGCUGUGUGGUGCACAUAGGAACACCCGCCGACAAAUGUCGUGAGAUCAACACAGCGCUCCUGGCGGACAAGGACAAAGAUGGAGGGUACGAAGAGGAAGACUUCGAGAACCUGAUCUUCAGGUACGAGGAGCCGAACGGCAUGACACGGUGGGACAGCCCUCUGUUCAUCGUGGUGCAAGAAGAUGAAACUGCCUGGUGCGACCAGGUCUGGGACGCCCUCGUAGGCAGUGACGGGAAGGCUAAGGUUGUCAGACCUCACCAGGCGACAGUGCUGAAACCUGCGACUGAGCAGAAUUACCUUUACGAGCUCGACAAGACCACGUCUGACAUCGUCACCCAGAUAACGACAUAUCAAAAGGACCAUGCAGGGGAGGGAGGGGGACAGAUAACGGUCCAAGACGUUGAGAGGCCUCUGGAGCUACCGGCGACGCCCAUGACCCUACCACAGCUGCAGCGCAUACGCCGCCAGUUCAUCACCAUGAAUCGAUCACACAGCUUCUCGAAAGCGCGAAUAAGGGAAGUCUUUGUCGACUUCCUCAACAGCGAGUUCCUGCGCUAGAGCAGCGGCGACUCUCACGAGAUUAUGCUCAAACCGGCCCUUCUCACUGCACACGUCCGCUCAGAUGCAUGGAGCUGUGGAUCCCGGACAGAUUCUUCCACUCCACCG